CAGAAAGAAGAAGCUAUGGCUGCAGUGAUAUUGGAGAGCAUCUUUCUGAAGCGAUCCCAGCAGAAAAAGAAAACAUCACCUUUAAACUUCAAGAAGCGCCUCUUUCUCUUGACCGUGCAAAAGCUUUCCUACUAUGAGUAUGACUUUGAACGUGGGAGAAGAGGCAGUAAGAAGGGUUCAAUAGAUGUUGAGAAGAUCACCUGUGUUGAAACAGUGGUUCCUGAGAAAAAUCCUCCCCCCGAAAGACAGAUUCCGAGAAGGGGAGAAGAGUGCAGUGAAAUGGAGCAGAUUUCAAUUAUUGAAAGGUUCCCUUACCCCUUCCAGGUUGUAUAUGAUGAAGGGCCUCUCUAUGUCUUCUCCCCAACUGAAGAACUGAGGAAGCGAUGGAUUCACCAGCUCAAAAAUGUAAUCCGGUACAACAGUGAUCUGGUACAGAAAUACCACCCCUGCUUCUGGAUCGAUGGGCAGUAUCUCUGCUGCUCUCAGACAGCCAAAAAUGCUAUGGGCUGCCAAAUUUUGGAGAACAGGAAUGGAAGCUUAAAACCUGGGAGUUCGCACCGGAAGACGAAAAAGCCUCUUCCUCCCACGCCUGAGGAGGACCAGAUCUUAAAAAAGCCACUGCCCCCUGAGCCAACAGCAGCACCUGUCUCGACAAGUGAGCUGAAAAAAGUUGUAGCCCUUUAUGACUACACGCCAAUGAAUGCAAAUGAUCUACAGCUGCGGAAGGGCAACGAGUAUUUUAUCCUGGAGGAGAGCAACUUACCCUGGUGGCGAGCCCAGGAUAAAAAUGGGCAAGAAGGCUACAUCCCUAGUAACUACGUAACCGAAGCAGAGGACUCCAUAGAAAUGUAUGAGUGGUAUUCCAAACACAUGACUCGGAGUCAAGCUGAGCAACUGCUAAAGCAAGAGGGGAAAGAAGGAGGCUUCAUUGUUAGAGACUCCAGCAAAGCUGGAAAAUAUACUGUGUCUGUGUUUGCCAAAUCUACAGGGGAACCUCAAGGGGUGAUACGCCAUUAUGUUGUGUGUUCCACACCUCAGAGCCAGUAUUACCUGGCUGAGAAGCACCUUUUCAGCACCAUCCCUGAGCUCAUUAACUACCAUCAGCAUAACUCUGCAGGACUCAUAUCUAGGCUCAAGUAUCCAGUGUCUCAACAAAACAAGAAUGCGCCUUCCACUGCAGGCCUGGGCUAUGGAUCAUGGGAAAUCGAUCCAAAGGACCUGACCUUCUUGAAGGAGCUGGGGACUGGACAAUUUGGAGUAGUGAAGUAUGGGAAAUGGAGGGGCCAGUAUGACGUGGCCGUCAAGAUGAUCAAAGAAGGCUCCAUGUCUGAGGAUGAGUUCAUUGAAGAAGCCAAAGUCAUGAUGAAUCUGUCCCAUGAGAAACUGGUGCAGUUGUACGGCGUCUGCACUAAACAGCGCCCCAUCUUCAUCAUCACUGAGUACAUGGCCAAUGGCUGCCUCCUGAACUACCUGAGGGAGAUGCGCCACCGCUUCCAGACUCAGCAGCUGCUGGAGAUGUGCAAGGAUGUCUGUGAAGCCAUGGAAUACCUGGAGUCAAAGCAGUUCCUCCACCGAGACCUGGCGGCUCGAAACUGUUUGGUAAACAAUCAAGGAGUUGUUAAAGUAUCUGACUUCGGCCUGUCCAGGUAUGUUCUGGAUGAUGAAUACACAAGCUCAGUAGGCUCCAAAUUUCCAGUCCGGUGGUCUCCACCAGAAGUUCUUAUGUAUAGCAAGUUCAGCAGCAAAUCUGACAUUUGGGCUUUUGGGGUGCUGAUGUGGGAAAUUUACUCUCUGGGGAAGAUGCCAUAUGAAAGAUUUACUAACAGUGAAACAGCUGAACACAUUGCCCAAGGCCUACGUCUCUACCGGCCUCAUCUCGCUUCAGAGAGGGUAUAUACCAUCAUGUAUAGCUGCUGGCAUGAGAAAGCAGAUGAACGUCCCACCUUCAAAAUUCUUCUGAGCAACAUUCUAGAUGUCAUGGAUGAAGAAUCCUGAGCUCACCAAUAAGCUUCUUGGUUCUACUCCUCUACUCCACAAGCCCCAAUUUCACUUUCUUUGAGGAAAUCCCAGGCUUACAGGCCCUGGAGCCUUUGUGCUCUUGCUGAAUACACAAAGGCCC
Messenger RNA from Eubalaena glacialis (North Atlantic right whale), 2119 nucleotides. RefSeq names its product Bruton tyrosine kinase (gene BTK). Gene Ontology annotation, molecular function: ATP binding; protein binding; non-membrane spanning protein tyrosine kinase activity. The record is from RefSeq and is a predicted model, not a curated record. The transcript has 18 exons. Lineage: Eukaryota; Metazoa; Chordata; Mammalia; Artiodactyla; Balaenidae. Gene Ontology annotation, biological process: adaptive immune response; peptidyl-tyrosine autophosphorylation; B cell receptor signaling pathway. The coding region runs from base 16 to 1995 and encodes 659 amino acids.